This is a messenger RNA of Cuscuta campestris, 1427 nucleotides long. The record is from the annotation of a GenBank genome assembly. NCBI's taxonomy places the organism in Eukaryota, Viridiplantae, Streptophyta, Magnoliopsida, Solanales, Convolvulaceae.
GUCUCCAACCUCUUACUGGGGCCCAUUGGUUAGAUCUGUCCGGGAUCUUGUAUUCGGAGGGAAGGGAAUUUUUUGGUUGAGAACUUGAGAGAUUUAUAGCGGUGCAGCGCAAAUCCAGAUCAAGCAGAUCUCAUCAGUUUCUCUGCAACCAUUUACAGAAAGGUCAUCAGUUGGAGGAUGUAUAUGUGAAGCUGGGACAGAAAUGGUGACUUCCAAGGACGAAUCCGCCACUGAUAGCGACAAUUCCUCCGGCGACGUCCCGGCCUCGCAUUCCAGUCUCUACUCUGAAGGCGAAAAGGUCCUCGCUUACCAUGGCCCCCGCAUCUACAAAGCUAAGGUCCAAAAAUCUGAGCUUAGGGAGAAUGAAUGGAGAUAUUUUGUUCAUUACUUGGGUUGGAACAAGAAUUGGGAUGAGUGGGUAGGCACUGACCGUUUGAUGAAAUUUACUGACGAGAAUAUCAUGAAGCAGCAGGAACUUGACAAGAAACAAGGAGUGGAAAAAAAUCCAAAAUUAGGACGUUCAUCGCAAACAAAACCUAGAAAUCUAGCUGAUCUAAGAGUUGAGAAAGAUGAUACAAAAAACAAUGAUCUAAACGUGGAUAAAGAGGAAACAAAGACCAAUGUUGCCAAAGGGAAAAAGAGAAAGGCUGAUUCAGCAGCAGAGGACAAUGCAGCUACCGAGAAGCACAUCAAGAUUCAAAUUCCAUCAAAUCUAAAGAAGCAACUUGUUGAUGACUGGGAGUUUAUCAGUAAGAAGAAUCUGCUUGUAAAGCUUCCACGGUCUCCCAGUGUUGAUAAUAUACUGACGAAGUAUCUUGAACUCCGGUCAAAAAAGGAUGUCACGAUGGCGGACUCAGUCGGAGAAAUUCUCAAUGGCAUAAGGUCAUAUUUUGACAAAGCAUUGCCCGUUAUACUCUUGUACAAAAAGGAGCGCCAACAAUAUCACGACGUACUCUCAGAUAAAAAUGUCUCUCCAUCUAGUGUAUACGGUGCCGAACAUCUGUUGCGCCUAUUUGUGAAGUUGCCUGAGCUACUUGCUUGUGUAAAGAUUGAAGAGGAGACAUUAACUAGCUUGCAGCAGAUAUUGCUGGAUUUCCUCAAAUUUCUGCAGAAGAAUCAGAAUACUUACUUCCUCUCUUCUUAUGGAGGAAGUAUCAAGGGUAAAGAUAGUUGAGUGGCUAAUGAAUGGUUCUGAUCCUCCUGGCCAUAGCCCCCCCCAUAAUUCCCCAUUUGUUGUAGAAUGUUACUUAGCUUAGCAAAAUGCUAUCUGCCUCUUGUCUGAAUCUUUGCUGUAGCCUAUUCUUGUGUUCAGUAAUACAAAUUACAAACAUUCACAAACCAUAAUCAAUUUGCACAUUUCAAUUUCAAUUUUUUUUGUAAGAAUACAUUACUAAGAGUCUGUCUGUCAUUAAAUUUAAUUCUGGGCU